AUGGAGGAGCCCCUAACACGGCCGGCUUUUCCCUAUAUUCAGUAUAGCUCAUCGACGGGAGCAGGGCCAGCAUCCUGUCAACUGUCAGCAUCAUCAUCAUCAAUUCCACCAAUCGUCCCAGGGGCUGGACCAUUGGAAACGCUCCCUCUUGGCGCUCAUCAAGCUUCCACUCUCGAGUUUGCUGGUCUUGAUCAAGUUAUUCUCCAUCACGACAAUGCCCUCUGGCGCAUAUCGACGCUCGUUUCUCCAGACUCUACAAGACUUGAGCGAACAGAAAUAACAUUACGCUCACGCGCCAACACCCAUGAUUACAUUGCCCCCAAUAACAACUCCCGUCCGCCGGAAAUUAAUUGCCCACCUCUCGCUGUGGACCUCCUCGAGACCUCCAAAAACGACCACCAAGAUCGCGACAUUCUAGAUGAAUUAUCCCCGAACAUAGCACAAGACUCACGCUCGAGAAUACGCUCGCUAACCUCCUUACCCAAUGCCCGCAUCCUUACCAUGACCACAGCCACCACCAGUGCUCCAGGGUCACCUCCUGACUUGUCCGGGUCUCGCUCCUCGAAAUCCUCAUCGUAUUCCUCUACCUUUUCCGGUCCCGAUGGCUUGGAGUCAGAUAUCAUCAAUUUUGAGGAGAUUGGGCUAGAAGACGAGAAACAUACUCCUUCGGGCAGCUAUCAUGUGCGCGAUAUUUCAGUGCAGUCGGUUAGUUCGCAACACGAAUUGAUGAAGGCCAAGGAGUCAGGCUCGAGAGAGAAGAGGCCCACGCUUCCACAACUUCAGACACAAGUCAGAAUAUCUAGCCAGAGGCAAGAAUCAAUGCCACCAAGAGCAAUGGGUUCUAGAAUGGCGGCCAUGAAGCGCGGAUUUACCAGUCCCGAGUCAUUCUAUCCGAGCAAUGCGCGGACAAGAUCUUCCUCUCCUCCCAAUCGAAGGGCCCUUGCCUCCGCUUCCACCACAUCUUUGAGUUCGGGCGGUCUGCGACCGAUCCCGCAAUCUCCCGCCACAUCGCUUGGUUUGCCUUCGAGGCGGGCUUCAUGGCAACCACACAGAAAGACCGUUAAAGAAUUGGAGGCCGAGUAUCAUGACUCGGAUGAUGAAUUACCAGACGACGCCAGUCUUUGGAAUGUCCCAGUGUCUCCAUUUCCCUCCGGACCGAGCUCACACCGGUCCAGUUUUCGCGGUAGCCCGGAACGAGAUCAGCCAGCUCAGAGUCCUCGACCUAUACCUCUGGCACAUGCCAAAACAGCUCCAGAGACUCCUCCUCGACCUACGCUGCAUUCACAAACCUUGCCGAAGAAUCGACCUCCGCCUCCACGAGCAGUUUCUCUGAACGUUUCAGCAUCAAAUCCCUCUUCCCCUCGCCAGGCUAACCAUCUGCGCGAUGGGAGAACGAAGUCUUGGAAUCUUGCAGUGGCCGACUUGAGCGAAGAGGCCAAGAUUAUAUCAGAGGCACUCGAAUACCAUGCCGGUACUAAAGAAAAAGAAAGACGUGAUAGCUUCCGAGGAGGAUCUUCGCAUGGAAGUUUAGAGACCCGGGUGGAGCGAAGCUCACGCGUGUCAUCAAUCCAAUUGCCCCCCAUCCAAAAGGGUGCUUUGGACUUUAUGCCCAUUUCCAAGGAAAAGGAGGCUAUCCUGUCAAGGACCAGGCCAUCGUGGUUGCCACCCAAAGACCCAAAGGAAGAGCGACGACAUUUGAAAGAAUACCAGCGCAUGAUGGCUGCAUCAAUGGAGGCGGAAAAGAAACGGCGCACAAAGCUGCAGGUUCAGCAAUGUGAAAGGGACGAUACCCGGGAAUCACUGAAUCGAAUCUGGCAUUAUUAUAUGGAUGAAACCACUGAUAUCACCACGAUUGACACGCGCGUCAACGGCCUUUGCUGGCGAGGGAUCAGCCCCAACCUUCGGGGCAAAGUGUGGCAACGAUCCAUAGGGAACCCUCUUGGACUGACGGUGAAAAGUUACGAGAAAGCACUGCAACGUGCAAAGGAGAUUAAGAGACAGCCGAGCGACCAGCUUGACCGUAACGACAAGAGCAUGGGACGAUGGUUUGUCGACAUUGAGAGGGAUGCUGAAACCGCGUUCCCCGAACUCAACCUGUUCCAAAGGAACGGCCCCCUUUGGCAAGAUUUAGUGGAUGUUUGCGAAGCAUAUGCAUGUUAUCGGAGUGACGUGGGAUAUAUUUAUGGGAUUCAACUUAUCGCCGCAUUACUUCUGUUACAGUUAUCUACGCCAGCAGAUGCCUUUAUUCUUCUAGCAAAUUGUUUGAACCGGCCGAUUCCAUUGGCCUUUCAGACGAAUGACACCACCACGACUGGUCGAACUUACAAUCAUGCCGUAUCGACUGUGAGCAUCAAGUUUCCCCGCCUCCAUGAAUAUCUCUUUGGCUCCAAGGAACAGGGCGGUCUAGGGUUCAGUGGAGAGGAAAUCUUUGAACCAAUGCUCCGGACCAUCUUUUCCAAUGGCCUUGACGUUGACCGGUUAUGCCGAGUUUGGGAUAUCUGGGUCUUCGAAGGUGACCGAACGUUGGUUCGGGCGGCCGUCGCAAUACUGGGAAGUCUCCAGUCUCAGCUGUUCGACAUCCGAGGUGACAUUGAUUUGAAGCGGCGCAAUAUUCAAGAAAUGCUCGGAUGGGGUCCCUUCAAUCGACAACCUCACUCCGGUCAUUGGAAUCUCCAAGCCAUGGGAGAUGAAGAAAAGUUUGUGGAAGAGGUCAGACUUGCAGGAACACUGGACUAUACGGGUAAGUGA
Rhinocladiella mackenziei CBS 650.93 is the source of this 2748-nucleotide messenger RNA. RefSeq lists its product as uncharacterized. Gene Ontology annotation, biological process: activation of GTPase activity. Gene Ontology annotation, molecular function: GTPase activator activity. The transcript has a single exon. The record is from RefSeq and is a predicted model, not a curated record. Lineage: Eukaryota; Fungi; Ascomycota; Eurotiomycetes; Chaetothyriales; Herpotrichiellaceae. Bases 1 to 2748 code for a protein of 915 amino acids.